GAGACCAGGGCAGCGACGACGCUCGAGUUAGCGCUCAGACGCCCUUCAGUUACUGCAGGAGCCGGGGCGGGGGAGGAGGAUGUUCUUCCGGGGCGCCCCCGCCGGCACUGCCGGAGUAAAGCUGGCUGACCCGGAUGUGUUUCCCCCCAGGCUAACCCCACCUUCCGGCCUGCGCCGCUGCCGCUGCCGCUGCCGCUGCCGCUGCCGCUGCCGCCGCUGUGGAAACCUCCACUCGUUCUCCGAGUCGACUGUUACCAUGGCUGCUGAGUCUGAGGUUCUGCACUUCCAGUUUGAACAACAAGGAGAUGUGGUCCUGCAGAAAAUGAAUCUUUUGAGACAGCAGAAUUUAUUUUGUGAUGUAUCAAUUUAUAUUAAUGACACUGAAUUCCAGGGGCACAAGGUGAUUUUAGCUGCUUGCUCCACCUUUAUGAGAGAUCAAUUUUUACUCACACAGUCAAAACAUGUCAGAAUCACCAUUCUGCAGAGUGCAGAAGUUGGCAGAAAAUUAUUGCUCUCUUGCUAUACUGGAGCACUUGAAGUUAAAAGAAAAGAACUUUUGAAAUAUUUGACUGCCGCCAGUUACCUUCAGAUGGUUCACAUCGUGGAAAAGUGUACAGAAGCUUUGUCAAAGUAUCUGGAAAUUGAUCUUUCUAUGAAAAAUAAUAAUCAGCACACUGACCUAUGUCAGUCUUCUGACCUGGAUGUUAAGAAUGAAGAAGAAAAUUCUGAUAGAGACUGUGAGAUAAUUGAAAUUUCAGAAGAUAGUCCUGUAAACAUAGAUCUCCAUGUCAAAGAAGAGGAAAGCAAUAUAUUACAGUCCACAGUAGAGAGCUUGACAUCAGAGAGAAAAGAAAUGACCUCACCAGAUCUCUCUACUGUAGAUUUAGGUUUUAAAGAAAAUGAAAUUUGUAUUCUCCAGGUCGAGUCUAUGAGUACACCAGGUGUUGAAAAUGGGCAGUUUCCACAGCCUUGUACCUCAUCAGAAGCAAAUAUGUAUUUCUCAGAAACACAGCACUCACUGAUCAAUUCUACAGUUGAAAGCAGAGUGGCAGAUGUUCCUGGAAAUCAAGGUCAGGGCUUAUUUUGUGAGAAUACUGAUGGAAGUCAUGGUACAGUGAAUGAGAUUCAGAAUCUGGAAGAGAGUUAUACACUGAGGCACCAGUGUCCCAGGUGUCCUCGAGGCUUUCUUCAUGUUGAAAACUAUCUGCGCCACCUUAAGAUGCAUAAACUCUUCCUGUGUUUACAGUGUGGCAAAACAUUUACACAGAAGAAAAACCUUAACCGACACAUUCGAGGGCACAUGGGCAUACGGCCCUUUCAGUGUUCUGUGUGCUUGAAGACGUUUACAGCUAAAAGCACACUUCAGGACCAUUUGAACAUACACAGUGGUGAUAGACCAUAUAAAUGCCACUGUUGUGAUAUGGAUUUCAAGCACAAAUCUGCCCUCAAAAAGCAUUUAACCUCUGUUCAUGGCAGGAGCAGUGGUGAAAAACUACCUAGACCUGAUCUCAAAAGGCAAAAUCUACUAUAAUUGAUAUUAUGGACUUCCUUUGUAAAUCUUGUAUCAUUCUGUUGGCAAAUCUUUCUUUAUAAAUGGCAGUGCUUAUACUAUUGAACUCCCCUCACCACCCAUUUUUUAUGUUUUAUUUUUCAUCUAUUCUUUCUGAACUUUCAAUAGUUCCAAAGUUGUAGGAAGGAGGCAUAACAAAGUUGAUGGGAUUCUGUCUUGUCUCAUAUAUAUAUAUAUAUAUAUAUAUAUAUAUGUCCU
This is a messenger RNA of Dipodomys ordii (Ord's kangaroo rat), 1768 nucleotides long. It is a transcript of the gene Zbtb6, whose product is annotated as zinc finger and BTB domain containing 6. Gene Ontology annotation, biological process: regulation of transcription by RNA polymerase II. Gene Ontology annotation, molecular function: protein binding; DNA-binding transcription factor activity, RNA polymerase II-specific; RNA polymerase II cis-regulatory region sequence-specific DNA binding. The coding region runs from base 80 to 1531 and encodes 483 amino acids. The record is from RefSeq and is a predicted model, not a curated record. The transcript has 2 exons. NCBI's taxonomy places the organism in Eukaryota, Metazoa, Chordata, Mammalia, Rodentia, Heteromyidae.